Molecule: messenger RNA, 984 nt
Organism: Vicugna pacos (alpaca)
Lineage: Eukaryota; Metazoa; Chordata; Mammalia; Artiodactyla; Camelidae
Gene: MRPL22
Product: mitochondrial ribosomal protein L22
Biological process (GO): translation
Cellular component (GO): mitochondrial large ribosomal subunit; ribosome
Molecular function (GO): structural constituent of ribosome
Source: RefSeq, a predicted model, not a curated record
CCCAUGAAUCUCCGGAAACUCGCUAAUUUAGGGCGUUUAUUAAUUCAUUCAUCCGAAGCCAGGCUGGCGGGACCAUGCUGGAAGCGCCAGCAGCGUGCUUACAAUCUCCAUGACGACACCUGGGGAGUAGGUGCCGCUCGGUCUCGCGAUGAGAAAAAGGAUGGGUGGGGAGAAAAAGGGUGGGUGGGGAGAAAAACCCGAGAAUUGCGCAUGCGUAUUGCUCAGUCGGCGUCUGACCUCGGAGGCUUCCGUAGAGGGUGGGAGAAGAUGGCUGCGGCAAUACUGGAACGUUCGGGUGCGUUAUGGUUGCAGAAUCUGAGGGGGAAGCUGGCGUUGGGGUUUCUUUCAGCUCACAACAUUUUACCCCAAUCACAUAUCCACACAAGUACGUCUCUUGAAAUAUCUCGAAAAUGGGAGAAGAAGAAUAAAAUUGUUUAUCCUCCACAAUUGCCUGGAGAACCUCGGAGACCAGCUGAAAUCUACCAUUGUCGAAGACAGAUAAAGUACAGCAAAGACAAGAUGUGGUAUUUGGCAAAAUUGAUACGAGGAAUGUCCAUUGACCAGGCUCUGGCUCAAUUGGAAUUCAGUGACAAAAAAGGGGCCCAGAUAAUUAAAGAGGUUCUCUUAGAAGCACAAGAUAUGGCAGUGAGAGACCACAAUGUGGAAUUCAGAUCCAAUUUGUAUGUAGCGGAGUCCACUUCAGGGCGCGGCCAGUACCUGAAACGCAUCCGAUACCAUGGCAGAGGUCGCUUUGGGAUUAUGGAGAAGGUUUUUUGCCAUUAUUUUGUGAAGUUGGUGGAAGGCCCCCCACCUCCACCGGAGGCACCGAAGUCAGCAGUCGCCCAUGCCAGAGAGUAUAUCCAGGAGCUUCGCAACCGGACCAUCAUUCACACUCUGUGAUGGGGGUAUUCAACUCCACAGUGUACAUAUUUUAACAUUUAUUUCCUAAAACCAACAAAAAUUAAAGACAAAUGCUUUUUAUAA